This is a messenger RNA of Macroventuria anomochaeta, 10063 nucleotides long. Its product is annotated as vacuolar protein sorting-associated protein-like protein vps13. The coding region runs from base 338 to 9934 and encodes 3198 amino acids. Gene Ontology annotation, biological process: mitochondrion organization; protein retention in Golgi apparatus; protein targeting to vacuole. The transcript is spliced from 2 exons. Gene Ontology annotation, cellular component: extrinsic component of membrane. NCBI's taxonomy places the organism in Eukaryota, Fungi, Ascomycota, Dothideomycetes, Pleosporales, Didymellaceae. The record is from RefSeq and is a predicted model, not a curated record.
GCUUCCAGACUGUCACCGUGUCUCAUCAACGGGCUGCUGCUUGCGAGCGUCUUUUCAUUUCCCCGCUCUCCUUGCGACUCUUGUUUGAACAUUAGUGCUCGACGCAUCCCGCAGCACAGGCAAAGCUCGACACGGUACUCUGCGUGCACCCCGCUUUGUUUAUACGGUUUACGUACGGUUUACGAUACCCAACCUCGCAUUGAAUUUGCAUCGCCGCACGAGCUCCAUGACUGAACGAAGUCUCACGACGUAACGAACGAACCUCUCUCGACCCGGCAUACCUCGCAUCCCCAUUCCCUCUACGCCCCGACCCGGGUAACGGUCAUCCACCGCCGACAUGCUCGAGGGUCUCGUUUCCAACCUGCUCAAUCGGUUCUUGGGCAUGUAUGUCCAGAACUUCGAUCCCAAGCAGCUCAACGUUGGCAUCUGGUCUGGUGACGUCAAGCUGAGAGAUCUCGAGCUCCGUCGUGAAGCUCUCGAUCAGCUGCGACUACCACUCAACGUGGUCGAAGGACACCUGGGCUCACUCACACUCUCCAUCCCAUGGUCGAAUCUUCGAGGGAAGCCAUUGAAGGUGCAGAUCGAGGAUGUCUUUCUCUUGGCAGCGCCCAAAGAAGACGCAGACUACGACGCAGAAGAGGAGGAGCGACGAGCGCACGCUGUCAAGAUGGAGAAGCUGGACAGUGCAGAACUGCUGAAGGAGCGCAACACGGAAGGCAUGAGUGCUGAGGAGCAGCAGAAGAACCAGAGCUUCACCGCAAGCAUGGUGACUGCUAUCGUCGACAACGUUCAGGUCACCGUCAAGAACAUCCACAUUCGAUACGAAGACUCGAUAUCAGACCCUGGGCAUCCCUUCGCCCUAGGCCUCACCCUCGCCGACUUCAGCGCUAUCAGCACAGACGAGAACUGGAAGCCAACCUUCAUCCAGGGCAACGCUGUCUCGACACACAAGCUCGCAACACUGGGUUCUCUGGCGGUAUACUGGGACACAGAUGCGAAGCUUCUCGGCACAGGGAAGGGCAAUGACAGCAAAGAUGAGCAGCAUAUCGAGCACUCUGAGUUCAUCGAGACUCUUCGUGACAUGAUCGUGAGAGGCGACAAUCCUGAGCUUGGUGAUCAUCAGUUCAUUCUCAAGCCCAUCAGCGGUCGUGCAGGACUCGAGAUGGACAAGACCGGAAAGGCCGACCGGCCGAAGAUGAAGGCUCGCCUGCUGUUCGACGAGCUGGGUUUCAUCAUCGACGAGGACCAAUAUCGCGACGCACUCAUGUUGGUCGACCUAUUCCACUACUUUAUUCGACAUCAGGAAUACAAGAAGUUCCAGCCCAAGUCAUCGCCGAAGGAAGACCCUGCUGGGUGGCUGCGCUUCGCCGGACAGGCUGUUCUCGACAAAAUUCACGACCGCAACAAGAGGUGGAGUUGGGCAUACUUCAAGGAGCGCCGAGACGACCGCCUACGCUACAUCGAGCUGUUUAAGAAAAAGAAGAAGGAAGAGAAGCUCACACCGACCGAAGUUGAGGACCUUGACAAGUUGGAACGGAAGUUGACGUACGAAGACCUUCGCUUCUGGCGGUCUCUGGCGCGUAAUCAGCUGCGCAAGGAGAACGUCGGUGUGAAGAAGGCGCCGCAGAAGCAGGGCUGGGGCUCGUGGAUCGGUUGGGGUGCCAAGCAGGAACAGCACAUCGACGACAACACUCAGAUGACGGAAGAGCAACGCAAGGAGCUAUACGAUGCGAUCGACUGGGAUGAGAAGAAGGCUAUCGCCGAGUCGGUCGACAUGCCGCGCGAAUAUGUCAAGAUGGAGGUGAACAUGAGCCUUCGUACUGGCAGCUUCACGCUGAAGCGCGAUCCCCACGGCAAAUCGAACGAGAUACUUCGCCUGCUCUUUGACGGCUUCAGCACACAAUUCCUGCAACGCACAGACUCGAUGUUCGUGAAACUUGCACUCGAGGGUAUGCGCUUGUACGAUGGCACAACAGAAGGCAGUCUCUUCCCUCAGGUCAUCACAAUCAAGGAUGCCCCACCGAUACCUGAUGACAAGCGUAUCGAAGAGCUCGAUGACGACGAGAACGAGAAGAAAGAGGACGACGAAGACGAGGAGGAAGAUACAGAAGAUCCCUUCUUCUUCCUCACUUUCGAGAAGAACCCCCUCGAUGACAGCGCAGACACUGCUUUGACAGUGAAGCUCAAAGGCAUGGAGUUCGUCUACAACCCGAGAUUCGUGGUAGAGACUGCGAAGUUCUUCAAGCCUCCGGAGCGCCAUAUGGAGUCCAUCGGUGCGCUCAUGGAGACUGCUGGAGCCACGGUUGAUACCAUCCGACAACAGACUCGCGCUGGCCUAGAGUUCGCCCUCACGGAACACAAGACCAUCAAUGCACAGCUCGAUCUGCAAGCGCCCCUCAUCAUCAUCCCAGACUCUGUCACGAAGAAGUCGAGCAACUGCCUUAUCCUCGAUGCUGGUCAUGCAAGCGUAACAAGCGAGCUCAUCGACAAAGACACAUUGCGCGACAUUCAAUCAAAACAGCAACAACAGUAUACCGAGGAAGACUUCCGGCGUCUAGAGAACCUGAUGUAUGACAGGUUCACCCUCAAGCUGCAAUCGACGCAAGUGCUUAUUGGACCCUCAAUCGAGGAGACGAAGGCUCAGCUUGAGGAGAGCGCGACGUCGAAGAACUUCCACAUUGUCGACAAGAUCAACAUGGACUUCAAGGUCGAGCUUUGCAUCGUUCCAAAAGCAUCUGACCUUGCCAAGUUCCGCGUAUCGGGAAACCUACCUGUGCUCCAUGCAUCAAUAUCUGAUGCUAAGUACAAGAACUUGAUGAAGCUCAUCGAUGUUGCGGUGCCAAAGUUCGAUGAUGAUAGUGCCACAAACAAACAAGUUACCGAGGGUGCAAAGGGCCCAUCUAAUCUUAAGCCAACUAGUGAUGCGAAGCCAUCGGACAAAGACGCGCUUGGGCGGCCUCGUUCCAAAUCCUUUCAGUUCGCUGCUCAGGAGCAUGAGCUCGUCAUGGAGGAGGACCACGAAAGCGACUCUAACACGAAGUUCGAAGACGUCCCAGAAGCUGCAGGCAACAAGAACACGCAUACGCACCAGCGCAAUUUCGAGUUCAAGUUCACUGUAGACAAGUUGCAAGGUUCGCUCUAUCGUACUGACUCGGAAGGUCGUAAGCCAGAUCAGCUUCUCGUUGAGCUCAUUGCAGAACACUUCGAUCUUGAUUUCUACCUGGAGCAGUUCGAGAUGGGUGCAGACGUUCGUCUAAGGAGCCUGGCAGUCGAGGACCAUGUUGAGGAGAACCCACUGCCAGAGUUCCGCAACAUCAUCUCCUCCGAAGAUGAUUCUGCAGACGAACAGAAGGAUCUCUUCACGCUGAAGUUUACCAAGGUCAACAAAGAGUCACCAGAAUUCCAGACCAAGUAUGAGGGUAUCGCUACAAACCUCGAUGUCGCUGUCUCGACAAUCAAUCUGAUCGUCACAAGAAGGACGCUACUGACCCUUCUUGACUUCGUCCUCAUUACCUUUACCACUCCAGACCAACCUCGGAACCAACAGGCACAGAUUGCUGCAAAGCCUGAAGAGCAGGAAGUGGCCAAGCAGUCUAACGCCGAGCCAGACAAAAUACGCAUUCGCGCUGAGUUGAAGCGCAUCGCAGUUGUCCUGAACAAUGACGGGAUACGUCUGGCUACAUUGAGUUUGAACUCCGGUGACGUCGGCAUCAUGCUGAAUGGCGGCACAAUGCGCAUAGGUGGACGACUUGGCAACCUCUCGCUCAUUGACGACGUCAACCAAGGUGUCCCUGAAACAUCUUCGCUGCGCCAGCUAGUCACAAUCGAAGGCAAGAAUCUAGCAGAUUUCAGCUACGAGACAUUCGACUCGAACUCGGAGAGCUACCCCGGCUACGACAUGUCCGUAGCGCUGAAGACCGGCUCCAUCAAGAUCAACUUCCUCACGGAACCUUUCCGAAAGAUCAUGGAGUUCGCUGUCAAGUUCGGCAAGAUGCAAGCCAUCUUCAAUGCAGCUCGUCAGGUUGCGGCGAAUCAAGCCACUCAGAUCCAGCAGAACCCAGCGAAGUUCCACUUCGACAUCACCAUCAGCACUCCGAUCGUCGUCUUUCCCAGGAUGGUCAUUUCGGACAAGCCUGAACGUGAUACCCUGACAGCAAACCUGGGUGAGAUCUAUGCAAAGAACGAGUUCACACCACUGGACGACUCGGAGAAUGCAGAGAUUGCCAACAAGAUUUCUGCUGGUAUCAGGAACAUCAAGCUCACUUCGAAUCUCCAUUAUGAGGACGACCGUUCGGAAGCGCUUGAGCUGAUCGACAAGGUCGAUCUAGACUUCAACAUCACUAUGGUCGAGCACAAAGCCGGUCAACACCGCCCAGAUAUGGAAAUCGAUGGAUCGAUGUCCGACAUCAACUUGCGCCUCACUCCAGAGCAGAUGAAGUUUGCUUUGGAGCUGUCUCGUACCAUUCCUCAGGCGUUCACAACAGAGCCGGAUGCCAUUGAUGAGGAAGUUAAGGAGGACUUGCCUGUGGCUAAGACUGAGCCAGUGCGACAGAUCACAGACACAGAGUCGUCAGAUGAUGAGCCCUCGAAAGACGUUGUGUCCUCGCAAGGACCCGAGCUGUCGACCGAUGCUGACAAAUGGACGAAGCUGGACUUCGUGUUCAAGGUCGGUGCUAUCGCUCUGGAACUGAUUCGGUCGAAGGAAGGCGAGCCCAUCGGUGAUGUCGAGGCCGCCAGUCUUUCGAAAUUCUCUCUCAACGACACGAACAUGAAGGUGCGCAUGAUCAGUGAUAAUGCUAUGGAGGCAGAGCUCGUGGUCCAGUCGUUCUCGAUCCGCGACAGCCGCACACAAGGAACCAACAAGUUCCGCAAGAUCAUGUCUUUGAUCAACAACGAUGUCAAGCAGCAAUUCAUGGCUAGUGUCUCGAUCUCAGGCGGAAAGGAGCGCAAUCUUAUCGCCCUUCUUACCAUCGACAGCCCUAGAAUCAUCUUGGCUUUGGACUACCUCUUUGCUUUGCAGGCGUUCGUCAACGCUGGCCUCGCUACAGAUGAGCCGCUGAACAUCGAGGAAGACCCUCUGGAAGAAGACACUGAUAGCGACGAUGAACUCGUGUCGCAAGACGGGUCGAGGACUCUACAAAAGCCAGACACCCCUGCUGAAUCAGCGCAGGACGGCAUGAGCAUGUCGUUCCGCGUGAACUUAGCAGAUGCCCAGGUAGUGCUCAUCGCCAAUCCAGCGCUUGCAAACUCUGAGGCCAUCGUCCUGGGCACGAAGCAAGUCCUCGUAUCGAAGCAGCAGGCUAUGACACUGCAGGUCGACAAGGUCGGCAUGUUCCUGUGUCGCAUGGAUCGCUUCGAGACAAACCGCCUCCGUAUCCUCGAUGACUUCAGCAUCCAGACGGCAUUGGACAUGCGCAACCAGAAUUCAAAAUCAUCUCUGAUCAGUAUCAAUGUUGAUAUCGAACCUCUCGUCCUGCGCCUGUCGCUCCGCGAUAUCCUGUUGGCUAUGCAGAUUGUCAACCGCGCAUCUGCUAUGCAAGCAAACGACGACAAGAAGAUGUCUGAGGAGGGCGCAGAGCAACUCAAGCCCAGCACACCAUCGAAGAAGCCUAAGUCGACAGCAGCUGCCAGUACUACGAGACCUCGGGCUAAGUCUAUUGCGAAGACAAAGCGAUCAAGCCAACAAGAAGCGCAGAUGAAGCAGCCGCAGGCCGGUUCAGCGGUCCUUAAGCGUGAGGAAAUGCAUGUCAACCUCGAAGGCCUUCGUGUGGUUCUCAUUGGUGAUGUUCACGAGAUGCCAAUGCUUGACUGGCGGGUCAAGAAAUUCGGUGUAGAUGUUCGCAAUUGGUCAGGCGCAAUGGUCGCCGACACUUCACUGGAGACUCUCAUCAAUGUCUACAAUUUCUCGAAGUCUGCAUGGGAGCCACUGAUCGAGCCAUGGAGCGUCGGCUUCCACAUGGCGAAGGACUUGAACCCAGACCGUUUGUCCGUGGAAUUGUACUCUCGCAAAUCGAUGGAACUUACAGUCACGGCGGCGACUAUCGCUUUGGGCUCGAAGUCCUUCGACUUCCUUACGGCCGACGAAGACAUCCUUUCGAAGCCUCGCGCUAGCGAUGCCCCAUACCGCAUUCGCAACUACACAGGCUUCAGCCUUGAUGUCUGGGCCGAGGGCAAGGAGCAAGAAGGUUACGCGGCGAAACUGGAGGAUGGAGAGGAGCAGCCCUGGCGAUUUGAAGAUCCCAUGUCCACUCGUGAAACAUUGUCAACAGACGGCGCGACCGGCAUGCUUGGCAUCAGACUUCAGGGCAGCGGCUUUGAUACACUUUCCCGCAUCCCUGUACACCGAGAAGGAGAGUCGCUGUACAACUUGAGACCCAAGCAAGACAGGGUACAGCACCGUGUGCUUGUGGAAGUGAAGCUUGGCGCCGACAACAUCAAGAACAUCACCUUUAGAUCCCCAUUGUUGGUCGAGAACAACACGCAAAUCCCUAUUGAGAUUGGCAUGUUCAGCCCAGAGGAAGGCCACCUUCUCAAGAUCGACAAAAUCGCACCUGGUGAUGCACGUCCAGCACCUAUUGGGUCUGCUUACAUGCACUCAAUCGUCAUCCGACCAGACCAAGGCUUCGGCUACGCCUGGUCGAACGAGCGUCUCUUCUGGAAGGAUCUGCUGAAGCGGCCGACAAGAACCAUCACUUGCCGUGGUGAGCAAGACGACCAAGCGCCGCCAUUCUACUUCCAGAUGCACGCAGCCUACGACAAGAAGGAUCCUCUGACUGGCACUUACCCUUACAUGCGUUUGCGCCUACAAGCGCCAGUGGAAGUACACAAUCUCUUGCCCUAUGACUUCAAGUACAGGAUCUACGACAGCAGUACGAAGAAGGAUUGGACAAACUUCCUGCGAAAAGGAGGCAUCAGCCCUGUCCAUGUCGUGGAAUUAUCCCAUCUCUUGCUUAUCAGCGUAGAGAUGCAGGAAGGACCAUUCAAGCCUAGCAAGUUCGGCAUCAUCAACUCCACCGAUCGAGAAAGCUUCAGGAGGGAGAAGGUGCUCGAGGUCAAGGACGACAACGACACAGCCUUGCACCUCAACAUGCACUUCUACAACUACCCUGAUGGUGGAGGUGCCUUCAAGGUCGCAAUCUUCAGCCCUUACAUCGUCUUGAACCGCACGGGUCUCAACUUGGACCUCAAAUCACAGCAACAGCAGUUCCUGGGCGGUGGCAGGUCUUCAGGCGCAGAAGGCACGUUCAGAGACGACCAGACCGACGCUGGAAAAGCCCUGCCAUUCAUGUUCUCUUACCCAUCAGAGAACAAGAAAAACCGUGCGCUUAUUAAGGUCGGCGACUCUAGCUGGAGUAAGCCUCAGAGUUUCGACGCCAUUGGAAGUACCUACGCGGUCUCGAUACCUGCUAGCAACUCGAGAUCAGACAUGCAUCUUGGUGUGUCUGUCGCCGAAGGCGAAGGCAAGUACAACCUGACAAAGGUCAUCUCUAUCGCCCCACGCUUCAUUGUCAAGAACAGAAUCAAUGAAGAGCUGCUCAUUCGAGAGCCUGGGCAGCCUGACUGGAUGACGCUGAAGGAAGGAGAGCUUCUGCCCCUUCGAUGGCUCAGGCAAGGAGGAUCGCCGCAGCUGUCGCUCUGCUACCCGGGUGUCAACAACCAGUGGUCUUCACCAUUCAACAUCUCGAAUGUCGGCAAUGUGCACGUCAAGCUGUCCAAAACUGGUCAACGCCAAAAGUUGAUGCGCAUCGAUGUUCUGAUGGAGCAAGCCACAAUAUUCGUCCACAUCAGUGUCGAGACGAAGCACUGGCCGUUCUCAUUCAGGAACAUGAGCGACCAAGAGUUCUUGUACUGGCAGCAAAACCCCAACCUCGAUGAAGAUGAAGAUGAUCGUGGAUCUGGCUUUAGACCUAUCAGGUACCGUCUACCACCGAGGAGCAUCAUGCCGUACGCCUGGGAUUUCCCUGCAGCGAAGAACAAAGAGAUCGUCAUUAGCGCCAACGGCAGGGAGCGACAUGUCAAGCUUGCAGAAAUCGGUCCCCUUAUCCCAUUCAAGAUCCCACCUGGCCAACAGGAAGGUGGUAUGAAGGUCAUUGAUCUGAACGUCGUUGCCCAGGGUCCAACACAGACACUCGAGAUCUCCAACUACAAGCCUUCGAAGAGCAUGUAUAAGCAGAAGCCCGGUGCUGCCUCAUCGUCGACAACCACAGGUUUCGAGGUCAAGGAUCAAGAUACCGACGUCACGUUCAAGGCACAGAUACGACUUGCUGGUAUCGGCAUCUCCCUUGUCAACCGUCACUUGCGCGAGCUAGUGUACGUUACGCUGCGCGAUCUUGAGUUGAAGUACUCGGACUCGCCUCUCUACCAGAUGGUCAACGUGCAAGUUAAAUGGAUCCAGAUCGACAACCAGCUGUACGGCGGUAUCUUCCCCAUCAUCUUCUACCCCAGUGUAGUUCCGAAGACGGGCAAGGAGAUGGAAGCACAUCCCAUCUUCCAGACGAGCGUGACUCGUGUUAAGGAUGACUCAUACGGUGUGAUGUACAUCAAGUACUUCAGUUUCCUGCUGCAGCAGAUGACUCUCGAGAUCGAUGAGGACUUCAUCUUUGCGAUGAUCGAUUUUGCCAAAAUCCCUGGAGCUUCGUGGUCAGAGGAAGCAGAGGGCAAGCUUUGGGACGAUUCACUUGACAUUCCAGAGCCAAAGCAGGAGCAGUCCGGUCAAGAUGUUUACUUCGAGCUGCUCCACCUGCAGCCCAUGCAGAUCGAUCUGUCAUUCGUCCGCACUGAGCGCAUCAACGCCGAGGACACCAUGUCUACCUCCAACCCCUUUAUGUUCGCGGUCAACGUUCUCACCAUGUCGAUCGGUAACGUCAACGAUGCGCCGGUUCGCUACAACUCUCUCAUUCUCGAGAACGCUCGUAUUUCGACGACUGCCCUGAUCAACAACAUCAAGAACCACUACGUGCAGGAGUCGCUGAGACAGGUUCACGUCAUCAUUGGUUCAGCUGACUUCCUCGGUAACCCAGUCGGUCUCUUCACCAACAUCAGCUCUGGUGUUGCCGACAUCUUUUACGAACCAUACCAAGGUCUGGUCAAGUCUGACCGCCCCGAGGAUCUCGGUAUUGGUAUCGCAAAGGGUGCUUCAAGCUUUGUCAAGAAGUCUGUCUUCGGUUUCUCCGACAGCAUGGCCAAGUUUACAGGAAGCAUGUCGAAGGGUCUGUCCGCCGCAACCCUUGAUAAGGAGUUCCAAGACCAGCGUCGCAACACCCGCUCCCGCAACAGGCCCAAGCAUGCCCUCUAUGGCAUCACCGCUGGUGGCAACGCCUUUGCCAACAGUCUCGCAUCCGGCCUCGGUGGUCUCGCACGUCAUCCCAUCCAAGGUGCCGAAAAAGAGGGCGCCCUCGGCUUCGUCAAGGGUGUUGGGAAGGGUCUUCUCGGUGUCCCUACGAAGGCUGCAAUCGGCGCCUUCGACCUCGCCUCCAACAUGGCCGAAGGCGUGCGCAACACAACCACCGUCUUCGACCAAGAAGGCCUCGACCGCGUGCGCCUAACACGCUUCAUCGGCACCGACGGUAUCGUACGGCCGUACUCGCAGCGCGAAGCGCUAGGCCAGUUCUGGCUCAAGACGCUCGACAACGGGAAGUACUUCAAUGAGGACUACAUUGCGCAUCUCGAGCUGCAGGGCAAGGACGUAUUGAUCAUGUUGACGUACAACGCCAUCAUGAUGGUGCGCACGAAGAAGCUGCAGACUGAGUGGGAUGUGCCGCUUAAGGAUGUGCAGACUAUUAGUAAGGAAAGGACAGGGCUGAGCAUUACGCUGAAGGGGGGCACGAAUGGGCCGUUUAUUCCCGUUGGGGAUGAGGGGAGCAGGAAUUGGUUUUAUAGACAGAUUGCGGUGGGGGUUAAUGCGUAUAACGAUCGGUGGAAUGCCAAGGGUUGAGAUGGUUGAACACGGAGACGUGGAGGGAUAGAGGAGAGGGCAAGUACCUCGUGGUAUUGCUAGCGAUGGUUUGGUUCAGGUUGGGUAUCGCACCAAACAUACCUAAUGAGUACACAUGUUUAUCUUUCA